Molecule: messenger RNA, 771 nt
Organism: Chaetomium fimeti
Lineage: Eukaryota; Fungi; Ascomycota; Sordariomycetes; Sordariales; Chaetomiaceae
Product: transcription factor TFIID-domain-containing protein
Exons: 4
Coding region: 1-771 (256 amino acids)
Biological process (GO): DNA-templated transcription initiation
Molecular function (GO): RNA polymerase II general transcription initiation factor activity; DNA binding
Source: RefSeq, a predicted model, not a curated record
AUGGAGGCCAUUCAGACCCACCCCUCGAACGCUGCGCAGGCCAAGGCGUUCACGGCGCCUGGCUCGCUCUCGUUCCCCGGCGGCGCGAACGAGUUCGCAAACCAGGCGGCGCAACCCAACGGUAUGGCAACCAACGGCGUUCAGCAGCAGGGCGUUCAAGCCACGAACGGUACUGGGGUGACUCCCGCGACCCCCGCUGCGACGCCAGGAGCUGGCCCCGCGGGCCCGAGUGGCAUCACUCCCACGCUCCAAAACAUCGUUGCCACGGUCAACUUGGACUGCCGUCUGGACCUCAAGACGAUCGCGCUGCAUGCUCGUAAUGCGGAGUACAAUCCGAAGCGUUUCGCCGCUGUCAUCAUGCGCAUUCGCGAGCCGAAGACUACUGCUCUCAUUUUCGCCAGUGGCAAGAUGGUUGUGACCGGUGCAAAAUCCGAGGAUGACUCGAAACUUGCGUCUCGCAAAUACGCCCGCAUCAUCCAGAAGCUCGGCUUCAACGCGAAGUUCACCGACUUCAAGAUCCAAAAUAUUGUCGGAUCCUGCGAUAUCAAGUUCCCGAUCCGUCUCGAGGGUCUCGCGUCGAAGCAUCACAACUUCAGCUCGUACGAGCCGGAACUUUUCCCUGGUCUGAUCUAUCGCAUGAUCAAGCCGAAGAUCGUACUUCUCAUCUUCGUGAGCGGCAAGAUCGUCCUCACCGGUGCCAAGGUCCGCGAGGAGAUCUACCAGGCAUUCGAGAUGAUUUACCCCGUGUUACAAGAUUUCCGCAAGGUUUAA